UUCAGUCGCGAACGGUUCGCGGUACAUCCUAAGCAUUAAUAUAAGGGGGUUCACUGGGUAUACGGAAACAUUAUGGGGUGUUGGGAUACAUCGAAAAGUGUUUGCUAGUGAAACUGUAGCUAAUUAGAAGAAAGAGUAGUGAGUGGUUGAAUUAAAGAAAUCAAGUGUGAAAGGACACCGAAAACGCUUGCCAAGAACUGGUUCCGUGAAGAGCAUUAGCACUAAUCGAUUUGCCGGACUCUGUGUAUCGUACUGCUCAAAGAAGUACGACGAACUUAUCGAAAAUUUUGUUUCACAGCUUAUCACAAAUGUGCGACAUCGGCAGCAGAGAGCUAUAAAUUAUACAAGUUUCGCGUUCCAAAGCACCAGUCCAAAAUCAGUUUCCGAAGAUUAGGAAAGCGUCUAACAACGGUAGCAAAAGAAGUGGAAGAAUACAGUGUAAUCUAGGAAGGGAUUUGAGCCCUCAACAACCCGAACCUUUGUUGACUUGUUUUUGCGUCACCCUUUUACCCUGUUUGGAGCGGAUCUGUCUACUCGUCAAUACAUCUUCGUCCCGAUAGUUCCAUUUUGGAAUGGAAGUAGUUGCUGGCGUAAGGAUCGCAUUCCCGUAUCUACUGAAGGUGAACGAAGCACUGCUUGGAACCUCGGAAUACGAACGCGACUUCAAUUAUCUGUACGGCCGACUAUUGGUGGCAGUGGCAUCGGACACGCUGAAGCAAGUUGUUAGCCCAGAAGUAGCCAACGCGUAGAGGCGCAUCCAAUGAGAAACGCAGCACCAGCCGUAGCAGCCCAAGUGCCCUAGACGAGUCCAGCUAGUGAAAGGCUUCGCUUUUAUUAGCUGAUCGGUCUUUCCAGCCAAAAGUCAAACCAAGCGAUAGUAUUGAGUCAAUAUCACCAACGCCAAAUUCCACCAGAUCGCGCCAAUCUCUUCGAUCGAGUCCAGAGGACAAGUCGCAUCGCAGUUCUUAAGGAAGGAACUUCCGACGGUUCACAUCUCUAGAACUAGUGCCAGCAUAGUAGCAUCAGUACCUAAUAACAAAUAACGGGGACGGCAAACAGGUUAGCAAUGAAUCAGAAGCUUAAGCCAGUGGACGACCAGGAACAACCACCGCCGUUGGUGGUUGAUCCGACGGAUCUUCUCUACAGCAUAGAUCUCAACGGUGCCCAAGAAGAUGGCAUCGUACAUCGUAACGGUAGCAUCCAUAGCAAUAGUAACAUCAACUCUAAUAUAAGCGUCAACAACAAUAACAACAACAACAACUCAAUCGGUGCUAACAGUUUUAAGUCUGACGACCUAAGGAUUGACGUCCGAGGAGUGCCGGAGUACUACCGAACCGAUGAUGAUACCUAUAGGCCGUUUACCAUCUACGGGAAUCACCACGGUGAUGGAAACGACAAACUGUCCGUUCUACCAGCUUCAACGACCGGCUCAUUAAGCUCAAUCAUAACGACGUCCGUGGCAUCCUCCGAACCGGAUCGUGGUGAUCAUCGUGACGGUGGCGUUGGCGGCGGUGGUGAUGAUGACGAACACAAUGUAGUAGCAACGACGGGUGGCGGCAAAUGCAUCGGCGGCGGGGGCGGGGGCCCCGGAGGACACGGCGGCGAAAUCAAGCAGGAGAAAUGGUGGGAAACGACGCUGCAGAUCUCGAUUCCGUUCUUUAUCGCCGGUAUCGGCACGAUCGGGGCCGGCAUCAUCCUGGGCCGGGUGGAG
Molecule: messenger RNA, 1711 nt
Organism: Aedes albopictus (Asian tiger mosquito)
Lineage: Eukaryota; Metazoa; Arthropoda; Insecta; Diptera; Culicidae
Product: solute carrier family 41 member 1-like
Biological process (GO): monoatomic cation transport
Cellular component (GO): plasma membrane
Molecular function (GO): monoatomic cation transmembrane transporter activity
Source: RefSeq, a predicted model, not a curated record